Messenger RNA from Penicillium canariense, 660 nucleotides. Its product is annotated as flavin reductase family protein. NCBI's taxonomy places the organism in Eukaryota, Fungi, Ascomycota, Eurotiomycetes, Eurotiales, Aspergillaceae. Bases 1 to 660 code for a protein of 219 amino acids. Gene Ontology annotation, molecular function: FMN binding. The record is from RefSeq and is a predicted model, not a curated record. The transcript has a single exon.
AUGCCGCCAAAGCGCAAAGCCUCCGGCGAGACGCACCCACACAAGGGGAAGUCGCAGAGCUCUGCGUCCCAGAAACCCCAAGGCUUUAAAUCCUACACUCUAUCGCACGCCUACCGUCUCAUUGAGCCCGGUCCCGUCCUCCUAGUAUCAACAGGCUCCCUGUCCCAAUCAACGCACAACAUCAUGACGAUCGGCUUUCACAUGGUGAUGCAGCAUGAAUCACCGCCGCUCGUCGGCAUCACCCUGGGCCCAUGGGACGCGUCCUUCGCGACGCUCCAGAAACAGCGCGAGUGUGUCCUCGCCGUUCCAUCGGUGGAGAUAGCCGAGAAGGUCGUCGAUAUCGGGAAUACCUCGGCGGAGGAUAGCGAGAUUAACAAAUGGGAUCGCUUUGGGCUGGAUGCGCUCCCUGCGACGAAGGUUGACGCCCCCUUAGUGGGUGGACCGCAUGUUAUUGCGAAUGUGGAGUGUGUGGUUGAGGAUACGGCGAUGGUUCACAAGUAUAAUAUGUGGGUAUUGAGACCUGUCCAGGCCUGGGUCAGUGCCAGUGAGGAGGAGGGCGGGAGGAUGUUUCAUCAUCGCGGGCAAGGAAUUAUGGUGGCGGACGGGGAAGUCCUGGAUUUCAGCCGGAGGAUGGUUAAGUGGCAAGAGUUUGUUGAUUGA